UCGUUCAAGACAUCAGUUCAAGACAAUCAUGAGGUUGAAAGUAAAGUUGGCUGGACAUUCCAUUGUGAAACAACUUAUUUUGAGUGAACAUUUUACAUUUGGGGAACUUGUGACAGAUACUGUUACAAUUACUGAAGGUUGUGAAAUGCUGGGGGGAGGGAGAAUUUCAAAACUCAAGGACCAUUUAGUAGAAUCUCAAGAAGGUCAUGAUGCAACAAUGCUCAUAUUACAAAUUGGAGGAAAUGACCUCAAAUGUUCAGAAAGUGACAUCCCAUAUAAAGCAAAGAUAAAUUCAAUUUACACCCCACUUUAAGAACCUUUAGAAACGGCGGAAUCAAUAGUCAAUUGAGCAGAAGAAUACUUUGAAAAAUUCCCAUUGUGCGAAAGAGUUUACAUAGGACAGAUUUUAAAACGUCAUUUUCAUCCAACCAAAUACAAUAUCAAUACUUUA
Molecule: messenger RNA, 451 nt
Organism: Owenia fusiformis
Lineage: Eukaryota; Metazoa; Annelida; Polychaeta; Sabellida; Oweniidae
Source: the annotation of a GenBank genome assembly